Chroicocephalus ridibundus (black-headed gull) is the source of this 9943-nucleotide messenger RNA. It is a transcript of the gene PAPSS1, whose product is annotated as 3'-phosphoadenosine 5'-phosphosulfate synthase 1. The transcript has 12 exons. Bases 192 to 2066 code for a protein of 624 amino acids. Gene Ontology annotation, molecular function: adenylylsulfate kinase activity; ATP binding; sulfate adenylyltransferase (ATP) activity. Gene Ontology annotation, biological process: sulfate assimilation; 3'-phosphoadenosine 5'-phosphosulfate biosynthetic process. The record is from RefSeq and is a predicted model, not a curated record. Lineage: Eukaryota; Metazoa; Chordata; Aves; Charadriiformes; Laridae.
CCCCUCCCUGCGAGCCGCGGCUCCUCCCUGCACCACCUUCGGCCUAGCCGCGGGCAGGGGCGCGCACACGGCCGCAGCUCCCUGGCGGCACCGGUGGCUGCAUCUGCGCGUCAAGCAUCAGUAGCACAGGCGCGUUCUCUUCCUCCUCCUCCUUCUUCUCCUCCCUGCCUCUUGUCGCUGCCCCCGCGGCCAUGGAGCUGCCCGAGAGCCAGUGCAAGAAAGUCAAGCUGAGCAACAGGGUGCCGAGCUGGGGAAUGCAGAGGGCAACCAAUGUUACCUACCAAGCUCAUCAUGUCAGCAGGAAUAAGAGAGGCCAAGUGGUAGGAACAAGAAGUGGUUUUCGUGGAUGCACUGUCUGGUUAACAGGUCUAUCUGGUGCUGGGAAGACUACAGUGAGCAUGGCACUGGAGGAGUAUUUAGUAUGUCAUGGUAUUCCAUGCUACACAUUGGAUGGUGACAAUAUUCGUCAAGGCCUUAAUAAGAAUCUGGGUUUCACACCAGAAGAUAGAGAAGAAAAUGUCCGUCGUAUUGCUGAGGUUGCUAAACUGUUUGCAGAUGCUGGUUUGGUGUGCAUUACUAGUUUCAUCUCUCCUUAUACUCAGGAUCGUAAUAAUGCCAGACGAAUUCAUGAAGGGGCAAGUUUGCCUUUUUUUGAAGUAUUUGUGGAUGCUCCAUUGCAUGUCUGUGAGCAGAGAGAUGUUAAAGGACUCUAUAAGAAAGCCAGGGCUGGAGAAAUUAAAGGUUUUACUGGGAUUGACUCUGAGUAUGAAAAACCGGAAGCCCCAGAGCUUGUGCUAAAAACUGAUUCCUGUGAUGUGAAUGAUUGUAUACAACAAGUUGUGGAACUUCUUCAAGAGAGGGACAUUGUACCAGUGGAUGCUUCUUAUGAGGUGAAAGAGCUUUAUGUGCCAGAAAACAAGCUACAGUUGGCCAAAACUGAUGCUGAGUCUCUGUUAACCUUGGAAAUAAAUAAGGUGGAUAUGCAGUGGGUGCAAGUGCUAGCAGAAGGUUGGGCAACACCCUUGAAUGGCUUUAUGAGAGAGAGAGAAUACCUACAGUGCCUUCACUUUGACUGUCUCCUUGAUGGGGGAGUUAUUAAUCUGUCAGUUCCUAUAGUGCUAACGGCUACUCAAGAAGACAAAGACAGACUGGAUGGGUGUACAGCAAUUGCACUGGUGUUUGAAGGUCGCCGUGUGGCCAUUCUCCGUAAUCCCGAAUUCUAUGAGCACAGGAAAGAGGAACGCUGUGCUAGGCAAUGGGGAACAACAUGCAAGGAACAUCCCUAUAUCAAGAUGGUCAUGGAGCAAGGGAACUGGCUUGUAGGUGGAGAUCUACAGGUCCUUGAUCGUAUUUAUUGGAAUGAUGGACUUGAUCAAUACCGUCUCACUCCAGCUGAACUACGGCAAAAAUUCAAGGAAAUGAAUGCCGAUGCUGUCUUUGCAUUCCAGUUACGCAACCCGGUGCACAAUGGGCAUGCUCUUUUAAUGCAAGAUACUCAUAAGCAGCUUUUGGAACGUGGCUACCGGCGCCCAGUUUUACUCUUGCAUCCACUUGGAGGCUGGACAAAAGAGGAUGAUGUUCCUCUCAUGUGGCGCAUGAAGCAACAUGCUGCAGUACUGGAGGAAGGGAUCUUGAAUCCAGAAACUACAGUGGUGGCUAUAUUCCCUUCCCCUAUGAUGUAUGCUGGACCAACUGAGGUUCAGUGGCACUGUAGAUCACGGAUGGUUGCAGGAGCUAACUUCUACAUUGUAGGGCGAGAUCCAGCAGGGAUGCCACACCCUGACACUGGGAAAGAUCUGUAUGAACCAACCCAUGGGGCCAAAGUGUUGACAAUGGCUCCAGGCCUCCGAGCACUGGAAAUUGUACCCUUCAGAGUUGCAGCUUAUAAUAAGAAAAAGAAGUGCAUGGAUUAUUAUGACUCUGAUCACCAUGAAGACUUUGAAUUUAUAUCGGGGACCCGCAUGCGCAAGCUGGCUCGAGAAGGACAAAACCCACCGGAAGGCUUCAUGGCUCCUAAGGCUUGGACUGUGCUGACAGAAUACUACAAAUCCUUGGAGAAGGCUUAGGCCUCUUAUUAACUGCAGAUCAACCUUUGACGCCUGAUUUAUUUACGAGAAGGGGACCACACAGUCACCGUUCAUGUUGCUUUGUUGUGGUGUCUGUCAGGAAGUUCUUCUCUGAAAACAGACUCUUUCUCCCUAACUUAGCAUCAUUCUUUGCCUGUCCUUAUGGGUUCUAUUAUGUCCUGGCACCUAACUAGCUGCUGGGUUUAAUGUCUUCUCUUUUAUUACAGUUAAUAUUCUUGCAGUAGGAUUUUUAACUCUUGUCUUUUUUUAUAUUUUAUUGCCUCUGUCCUAUGAGUUCUGCAGCUGUUAAAUAGAUGCAGCUUUUUUCAUAUGUUAUUUAAACUGCUGGGUAGUGUCUGGUUUUAGUAGUUUGUAGGAGAAAAUGUAAUGGUUUAGACCCUUAACUAUGGAUAGAUUAUCUAUAAAUCAAAAACAUAAAUAAGCUUCAAAACAUCCAUAAAAGUGUCCUCAUCUUUAUCUUAUCAUCAUCUCCAAAAGCACUUAACGUUAAUUUCUCACUAUAUGUAAUCAAAAAGCAGAGUUUUUUAUGUAGCAUAACUAACCUUUUUUGCUUUCUUUGUUUAGUUUUGGAGUCCGUUGAGUUGUCUGGUGAUUCUCUUCUGCUGUGGACCUGUAAAGAUGGCCAAGUAAUGAAUAAAAGAAAAUAUCUAGUUUUCGUUUCAUAACUACUCCAUAUUUUUUUUAUAUAUGUUUGUUGCCAUAGGCGUCAGUAGGGAAUGGUUUAUUUUAUUUGAUGUAACUUGCCAGGUUUUGAUUCCAGAUAUACUUGUUCAGUCUACUACAACUUGAAAAAAAGCUAAUGGCAGACCAACCUUGAAUUCAUGUUUAAUUAUUGCUAGAAAAAUAAAAAAAAAAAAUCCUUAAGUCUUGUAAUUUCCUGUGGUACAAAUGCUGAGUCCUGAGGUUAAUUUUCUGGCUGUUUUUCAAGGUCUCCAAAGAGUAAUCUCCUUCUCUUGGUUCAGCUUUGUUUGCUUGAAGAACAAAGCAUAUGUUCUUCUAGGAUUCUUCAAAAAUCCCGAAGUUGUCUAAUUCAGUAUGUGAAACAUUAACUGCCAAAGGAAAACAAAAAAAUCUUUAAGUGUAAGGUAACACUGACCUAUUGGGAUCUUUUCAGUCGUUUGCAGGUAAUCAGUGAACAGUCGUAACCUUUAUCAGCUACAAACUGUCUCGUAUCCUUCUCGCGAAAACUUACUUUUCUGUUUUGUAUAUAGGAGGAAUGAGCUCAACAUUGUUUUCGGAAUGUUGAUACUGGCCUGCUACUAAGCCUGGAUGAAUCAUAUGUUCAUCUAGAUUUUUUUGGACAGGAGGAAGGUUGUGAUGAGGGGAACUGUGUAUGGGACGAAUGCUACUUGUAAUCUUAGUUUAAUUGUUCACAGUAGAAUUUAAGACAAAUGCUUUCUCCCUCUGUCUUUGGAAGAAAUGUAGAAAGUACCUUGUAAUGGGAUUCUUACCUCUGACUGAUAGAAAGUAAGGCAGAAUUAGGAAGAGACAAGGGGCAUGUUUAUUAGCGAACCACAACAAUUACUUGAGACUGUGUUUUGGUAGUGUAAAGAUUAUUUCUUCAGAAUUACUGAACAGAUUUUCUUUAAACUUGGCUUUCUUUUUAGAUUGUAUCAAUAUGUAGGACAUGCAAAAUCCAGAAGAAAGAGUCAGUUCAUCUGUGUGCAGCUGUUCAUGCAAAACUUCAAGUUUAACUAUGGAGGUGAACAAGAGUUAUCAGCUGCUAAAACGGGAUUUGCUGUUGGAAGUUGGAGUUUGGACUCUUUGCUGUCAGGUUUGAUUCUUCUGCUAGGUAUGAUGAAAGAUAAUAAAAAUAUUUUGGCAGAAUAGCAAACACAGGUGAAAGUCUACAGAAGUUAAUGUUUUAAAAAUGUUACAUGUGCUAUAUGAAGUCCAGAAAAUAAGUAGUAGUGAUGAGCAUGAAUGUGAAUCAUCCUGUAAAGUUAAUUUAGAAGCAGGAGUGCCUUCAAGCAAAUUAAUACGGUGAUAACAAGCAGAUCUAGUUUUCAUACUUAGCUGGUUUGAUGCUGAGGCCCUUUGCUUAGAGAGCUCCUGGAAAGCAUUCCUUGCAAGUCUCUGUAUUAAAGAAGCUUUCAGGUUUAUUCUAACUUUAAGCCAACAGCCAAGGCAUUCACGGCAUAAUGCUGAUUAAGAACAGGAGCAUCUGGUUGAUUUGUGGGCAAGGACUAGCUCUAUACAGUAUUUUCCUGUAUCAUGUGAGUUUUCACUGUAGAGUUCAAAUUUCUCCUCUUGUCUGCAGCUGCCUUAUUUAAGGAAGCUAUACCCCAGAAAUUAUUCUUUUGUCAGUGUUUCUCUUUCUUUAGCUUUUCUCUAUCUUAUCUUAGUGGGUAGCAUUGCCAGUUGUCCAGUCCUAACAUGCUGUUUUUAACAGUAGAUUCAACUUCAUUAAGGGUGCUAUGGCAUUUGAGGCUCUUCUGAGACAACAGUUGGGUGUCUUCCAGGACUAAUGGGUAAUGGGGGCAACAGGACUAAUGAGGUAAUGCUGUUUGCACCCAACACCUGUCUUUCCACACCUGCUCUAUCACCAAAGAGCAAUGACCUCAGAAACACACCAUAUAGAAGUAAUAAUACUCUUGAGCCAUGUGAUGGAUAUGAGGACAAGCAGGAACUAGCUUUCCAGCUGGGAAAAUAAAAAGCUCCAUUGCCUCAUUUCUUCAGUUCCUAAACCAACUAUUUUUUACUAGAAAAAUAGUGAUAUGUACAUGAAUCAUGAAUCUAAGCAGUUAUAUAGGUGUGUUGUUUUGAAGAACUGCAAAAUCAAACUUCCAAGUAUGCCCUUUUUCUAAAGGUCAUUUUGCUUUAACAAUCAAGAGGAGUUUUACUCUGUUCAUUAAGAUGAAAAAUGUCAAAAAGUGUUCCCUUUGUCUCCUACCUUCUGUCUCUACAUUGAUUUACCUUAUAAAUGGUUCUUUACCUGCUACUCUUGCACAGAAUAAUUUAUGGCUAUUAUCCUGUGCUUUUUGUACAGUCUCAGCAUGAUUACUUCUAGUUGAUCAUUCUGAUGUACUGGAUGUGUGAUGUAUGAAAGUAGUAACACCGUCGAUCUGUUUAGCUGAUACAAGGACAAUCUGGACCCAGCUUUCCAAAAUACAAGGAUUAAUGAGGUAGAUGGAGAUUACCAACCCCUAAUCCUCAAGGUUAAAUCAAUGGUACGAAAUUAUUACCUCUCCUAGGUGAAAUUAUUAAUUCCAGAUGAAUUUGAUUCCUACAGUACCUAUAAGCAACUUGAAAAAUGCAAGUUUUUUGUGGAGAACCUCACGACUGAGAAUUCUGUUCUCCUGUGUGAGCUCCCAUAUGCCUGUUUUUGACUAACGUGAAUAUUUUGGGUAACUUUUCAAGAAAGGUUCUACAGGUUGUGAUGGGAAAAAUAGUAGAUGAAUACUGAGGAUGCUGACUUCUGUCUGAUUUUUUUCCUUUCAAUAGGGGAUCUGAGCACAAACAACUCAGUAAUGCAUCAGAGAUGCAAAAUUGAAAAUGUAGACUAGGUCACAUUUUUUUAUUUUUAUUUUUUGGAUGCAGUUUGGAGCUAACUAAGCUUCUGCAUCUGGAAUAAUUCCAUAGAGGAGGGGGAGGAAAUCAGUGGAUGUCUUGGCGUGGUGGUGGGAAUACAACAGGUCUACCAUGAGCUGUGUAGCCAAUACUGUAACUGGCUUGAGUUUGGACCUCCCUUGCAUUUCAUAUUUCCUUAAUUUCAAAAAGUUCCACAGGUGGGUCACACAGAGGGUUAAACUUACUGUCUUCCCAUGCUACAAAAAGAAUAAAAGUUACUUUGAGCAUCCUGACCAAAUACUAACAGUACUCCAUAUCCUUUUCCCUUCCUGAUGGAUUAAAGGUGCUAAUCAAUGUGUUUCUCCCUUUCCCUGUAAAUGCUGACAGCUUCAAAAAUAAGUUUGUGUGUGUGUCACUUUCAGUAUUUACACCCGUGGCAUCCCUUCUAUUUCUGUUCAUGAAUCUUUAAACUUUUGUGCUAGGCACUGUAGGAACACAGAAAAAAAUCUCUCAUCUCUGCUCACCUGUGAGUCAGAAGAUAAGUUUACUGCAUCUAUGGCACCGUCUUCAAAGUCAGGGAAAGGGAAGACUAUUCCUUCACUUAAUAUAUGUGAAUCUACAGGAAAAAAUAAGAUGUAAACUGAAUCUUCAUUUAACUUUACAUGCAUGUCUACUACUAUAGGCACGGGGUUUACUGUGGUGGUUGAAUACUAGUAAGAGUUGUGUAGGAAUGGUAUUCUGUUCCUCAAACCUGGCACAGAAUCCUUCACCACCACCUGUAAAAUAAUAGGGACUUCAGCCUGGAGUGAGUUGGCUGAAUUAAAUUGUGGGAUGAAAGCAACUGAUAGCUCAGAAUUAGUAUUUUGUGGUACUUUAUAAAUUGGUCUCAGAAACUUGCUUACCAGAACUCCUGAUUUAGAUGCUGUCUAAGAGGAGAGCGACACUAAUUCCGUUUUUUUUCAUGUUUAGAGUUUUUUACAAGAUGGAGCUGAGAAGCUAGAUUGCCAAGGGUAAAUUUAAAGCCUUCAGUGGCCAACUUGUUUGAUAUGAGAGUUCCUUGCCAGCAGCCAAACAGGUGUUGGAAAAAUAUGUGAUUUAAAGGAAGACUGUGCUGAGGUUUCUGCUCGGUUGUGGUGUUUUACCUUGAAGAAAGCCUGAGGGCUGGAAUAGAAGGGCCUCUUUUAAGUUUGCUUUCUCAUUUCACAAAAAGCUUUUUGAUUAUGAAUAUAGCUGGAUUUUUACUAGGCUUUUGAAGUGUCCAUUGAAGGGGUUUUUUUGUGUCUCCUGCAAACUCUAUGUCUGCUUUUGUGGUAUUAGGAUUUUUUUUUUUACCUGUAUCCCUUUUCAUUAUUUAGUCUUUAUUAAAAUCACUUUUUUCUUCUUUAUGGGAGGGUAUAUACGUGCACGAGCCAGAAUCAUGCCUUCAACAUUUCCAGAGCUGUUUGCCCUAGAAACCUCAUCUUGAUAUCAUUUUGAAGUUGAGUGGGGAAGGCAACUUCACUGAAAGCUAGAAAACACUGCUUUAAAGCCACAUCUGGAAUUCUUAGACAGUAAAUGGCUCCAACUUAAAACAGAAAAUGCAGAUAUUUUAUAUGCUAUAAAACUCUAGGAGCCUUGGAUUCAGUAUAAGGACUGUCACCCGACCUUCAUGUUAAAAUCCCUGUACAUAAUGCUUUGAAGUAUGAUUGCAGUCAGAAUGCUACCUGUCUAUGUAUAAAAGGAGGAAAAAAAUAAUAUCAGUUUCAGUAUAAACUUCAGUGGGGUGGGAGUAGUGCCCAAAUCUUCCUUUUAUCCUCUGCAAACAAAGCUGUUUUCUCUGCGGAGUCCUACACUCAUCACUCUAAAUUGCACUGUAUGAGAAUAACACAAACAUUUUGGCCACAUCCACUUAUUUUCAUCUCGUAACAGCAGUUAUGAUUGCAAGUAAAAGAUUUUUAGGUUUUGCUGAGUACCUGCAGAUUUCCAGGUUUUCUACCCAGAUGACCUGUGCCUGAAUUUUUGUGGUCUAAAUCAGUUAUUUCUGUAAUGAUUGAUAGUAAAGUUUGUUGCAAUAAUUGUGAUAAGACAGAUGAGAGAUACCAGUAUCCAUGUGUUAAUAUUGCCCGAACAUCAUUGGUGCAUUUUAUAUAUUACGAAACAUGACAUUUUGUUCAGGAGGACACUCCUGAACAUGGAAACAUUUCUCUGAUUUCAGGAGUGCUCCUCAGGGAAAGAGAAAACGUUUAGGUUUUUGUACUUAAUUUGAUUUCAUCAACAGCUUUCUCAAAGGCUUAAGUGGAAGUAGGAAGGACUCCUUAACCCUUAAACAUUGGGUUCAGAUGGGUUGCCCACUGUAGAAUGGAAAACUGAAAUAGUCCACAGAAAGUUGUUUGCAGGAUUGGUCACGUGUCACUGAGUUUUGCCUUGCUUGUAGUUCAUCUACCACCUGUGAAAACCAAUAUUUUGAUCAUUUGAUUCAAUUAUUUCCAGAUAAUGAAGACAAUCAUGAGACAACAUCAUGUUCAAGCAUAACUUUCCACUAGGAAAAGUUUAGCACUAUUAUAGUUUAUAUUUAAACUAGGAUACAGUCUGAAAGAUAGUGUUACAUGAGGAAAAAUUUCCUAUCGUACUAUGUGACAGCAGAGCAAUAAACAUGUCAUCAGAGUCAACAUCAGAAGUACAGUGCAAAAUACUAAGUAUUAUUGACACUUCUUCAUUAGAGACAGUUAUUUAUAACUCCUUUGUUCAUUAUUUCUUCAAGGAAAAAUACUGCUUCUUUCUGAAAACUGAAAAUCUGUUUGCCUUACUUGGUAGUUAGAGACACUCAGAAUGGCAAUGAUUCUUCAUAGUUUUUACUGUUUUGCUGUGCGUAUUUUUAAAUACAUGCAUGCUUCUGAGUUCCACAAUGAAAUGGCUUUGCAAAGAACAUUAAAGUUUCAAAGUUUUUCUUUGUAAACAUUCUUGGCUAUUUUACUUACAGCAGUUUGGUCAUUUUUCCCUCUGUACAAAUUAAAAAAGGGUCUCAUAAAGGUCAAUCUUAUGUAGAGAUUGGAUACAGAAUUUUCAUCUGCUAUUAAAACAACUGUAGCUGGUUUCCUUUUCAUACAAACUUCUGGUUCAGGGAUUUCCUUCAUUUGUGUCAUGAGGAUUUCUUGUCAAAAACUUCAUGUGCUGGAGAAAAGUGUAUUUAAAGAUGAUGAGUUGAUGGUGGAGAAUUCCAGGACAGUCUCAUUCAAGCAAUAACAAUGGAAGACCAGAUCUUGUAAUAUGUAAUUAUUUCAAAAGAAUAUUUUGCCUUUUCUAUAAUCAUAGUUGGGAUAUAAAUGCAAAUUCAAAGCAGCAUGUUCUGUCUAAAAGAUGUAUGGAAAGAAACGAACAUUCUUCAGUCAGUGGUUUUCUGGAAAAAACCCCACUUCCUUUUCACAUUUUUAAUGUACUUGAAAAAUGAAACAUAAAUGUCCUGAUCUUUCCAUUUCCAUAUUUAAAGAUGUGUCUUGAUGUGGGACCAAUGUGUUUUCUUUCUCUUAUUCAAACAGUUGCAAUGUCUUCAGUUUGAGGAUUUGUGAAUAUUGGAAUGUACUGAAAAUCGUGGUAUAUCUCGACCAAUCCUACACUACACAGUUUCCAACAAGCAAGUCCAGCUUUUCAUUUAGACAUACUUAAUUUACUUUUUUCACCUGUAUGUAACUUGCAACAACUCCUCGUUUCAGAUUUUUCUACAUAUAUGUGUAACUAAUGAAAGAAAAUUCAAUCUCUUUACCCAUUCUUGGUUUGAUUAUUAUCCUACAUGUGUCUGUAGAUCUUGAAACUAAUUCUAAGGAAGUAAGUGCCUUUCCACAUUGAUUUUGUGACGUUAACUCUGGAAGGUGUCGUUGAUGUUCAUUAAUGUGAACUUGAAGAAAGAUCUGGCUGCCUGUGGAGAAAUGAAUCUGAUUGUAUCGAGAUCAGACACUGCAGAGUGUCUGCUAACUCUCCUCUCUCUAAGUCUGUGCCUGAAUGUUAGAAUAUACAGAGUUUUUAUUUUGACAGAAAAGGGGUAAGUCACUGUUUUCUUAAAUGUGAUGCAAUGGGGUUUCCAAAGAAAUAGAUUUGUCUUAACUAGUCAAAGAAAAAAACAUAAGCUAGGAGCUUUUUAGACAGUGGUUUACAAAAUGAUCAGUACACAUUAAAGAAGGCCUGCCCACUAAAACCCAGAGAUUUUUGCCUGUGUAUAUCCCCAGGGAGACUACUACUAACGUGAAGAAUUUCAGCAUCGAAGAGGAUUUUAUGCAGUAUGAAUUUAUUAUGCAUUUCAUGGUUCCUGUGGAAUUUUCAAUGUCUGCUCAAUCUACAUGUGCAAUUUUAAUAAAGUAUCUGCUUAUACUAUG